GUUCAAAUAAAGUUCACUUAUGAAAUUCAACUAACUCGGGGAUUUUUUUUUCCAGAGAAUUGGAAGAUGAUCAAUACUAACCCAGUCUGCUUUGGAGCAAAGGCUGACUCAUACGGAAGAUUUAACAUUUCGGAGAGUGGGGUCAUCUAUACGUUUAAACUUGUUCAUCUGAGCGGCUCAGUUAGCUGUAAUCCGACAUACCCAUCUUCUUACUGGGGAUGUGACAAUCCGGUUUUUGAGAAGGAGAGACUAUUUACUGUUAUAACGUUUCAGAACAGGUCUGCUCUUUUGCUCGCAGAUUACAGAAGAAAGAACUGUAGAUAUUAUUCUUACAAGAUAGAAGGUGUAGGUAUUAACCAAACUGAACUUCAGUUCAACAUCCUCCCAUCUCCAAUAUCCGUGUCUGUUGGAGACGAGUUUCAAAUUUGGUACGGACAAGACUUAAAAGACUGUUCAGAAAACAAUAACAGCGGUCAGACUUGUGCUGAUGUUCAUGCGUUGUACGCGUGA
This is a messenger RNA of Porites evermanni, 510 nucleotides long. The record is from the annotation of a GenBank genome assembly. Lineage: Eukaryota; Metazoa; Cnidaria; Anthozoa; Scleractinia; Poritidae.